AUGGCGACGAAGAAGCAAGCAGUGCUCAUUGCUCUCACAUGGCUGCUAGUGCUAGCCACCAUUGUCAUAUCUGCUCACGCCACUGCUGAUGUUGCUGCUGGUACUGUGAAAAACCCCGACGCUUUCAAGGAUCCGAAUGUUGCUCAACCCAUGGCUGGUUGUCGCUGCUGCACUUGGUUCAGGAAUCAGUAUGGAAAUCUCCAAUGUGGGUAUGUUUGUUGUACCGAUGGUUGUUGCUAA
This is a messenger RNA of Linum trigynum, 240 nucleotides long. NCBI's taxonomy places the organism in Eukaryota, Viridiplantae, Streptophyta, Magnoliopsida, Malpighiales, Linaceae. The record is from the annotation of a GenBank genome assembly.